This is a messenger RNA of Phymastichus coffea, 1729 nucleotides long. RefSeq names its product serum response factor homolog (gene bs). NCBI's taxonomy places the organism in Eukaryota, Metazoa, Arthropoda, Insecta, Hymenoptera, Eulophidae. The transcript is spliced from 2 exons. Gene Ontology annotation, molecular function: DNA-binding transcription factor activity, RNA polymerase II-specific; protein dimerization activity; RNA polymerase II cis-regulatory region sequence-specific DNA binding. Gene Ontology annotation, biological process: positive regulation of transcription by RNA polymerase II. The record is from RefSeq and is a predicted model, not a curated record. Bases 511 to 1557 code for a protein of 348 amino acids.
UGUGUACACUGGAAAAAUUAAAGUAUUUUAUAUUUCACGAGUCUAACAGUGAUCUUGAUGAGUUUAUUAACAAUAUUAGAGAAAUGUGUUUAUAUUUAUUCUAAUUGUCUUCCCACUUUUAAUGUAAAAUUUAUUGGUACCACAGGAAAAAAGAAAGGUCCGUCGAGAGGGCGGGGGAAGAGUAUUGGUAAAACACCACUGCUACACUACUAACAGUGAGAUACUUCAGUCUGCGGAAACCGCUUGUGUAUGUUGCAUCGUUAUCGCAUGUCUUUCUCAGUUGGCCACGUGGGUUCUAAGUUUACAAUUCAACAACCAAUAUAGUAUAACAAGGGAAUUUCUUUAAUCGAUUUUUUGAAACGUAAUGUUUAACAGUUGACAGUCAGUUAACCAUUCCAUAAUACUUUCAAGCGGUUGGCACCCAUUGUUGGUAAAAUAAUUAAUAAUUAUUUCUCAAAGAUGAGAGGGGCUUAGGCCAAGAUAAGAUAGUUAGAUGUUAUUCUUAACGUAAUGGAUGAUUCUACUGAUACAAGAGACACUCGAUAUGAAACCCUUGGCUAUAACAUAAAUAUAAUGGGUAGCGAUAAUACAGUUUCUGAAAUUUAUAGUCGACAAUCUACUUCUCAAUUACAAAGCCAUCCAGGUGUUAGUAACAGUAUAGUUACAAGUGAUGGAACUGAUACUUCUGGAUCACUGAGUACUGAAAAUAUUAAUUUAAUCUCUACUAAUAAUACCGUAAUCAGUGUACAACGAGGGUUGAAAAGAACUUCUAAUGAUAUGUGUUAUAAUGAUGGUCCAAAUGAAACUCGUCAACUAAUAUCUUCAUCUCUUAUAUCAAGAGAUUGUGUAAAUGAUAACUGUGAGGAAUCUUACAAUAAUAUUGCCCUGUCAAAAAAAUCACCUCCCUCUAAUGGUAAGAAAACUAAAGGAAGAGUCAAGAUUAAGAUGGAAUAUAUUGAUAAUAAGCUGAGAAGAUAUACUACUUUUUCAAAACGGAAGACAGGCAUUAUGAAGAAGGCGUACGAGCUUUCAACAUUGACGGGUACACAAGUAAUGCUAUUGGUUGCGAGUGAAACGGGACAUGUGUACACAUUUGCCACUAGAAAAUUACAACCUAUGAUAACUAGCGAAGCUGGAAAAGCUCUCAUCCAAACAUGUUUAAAUAGUCCAGAUCCACCAACAUCUGGCUCGUCUGGGGAUCAGCGAAUGUCAGCUACUGGUUUUGAAGAAACAGAAUUGUCAUAUAAUAUUGGAGAUGAUGACCAACAAAAAGUAAGACAGCUUGUAUACGGUCCUUCCCAUGGAAGUGGCUUGCACGUUGGCUAUACAAGUGCCAGUGGUCCGCAAAAUGCUCAGCACGUCUCACCUUCACACGUUCAACAUACGCAUCUGAUAGCGCAUGCGCAUGCGACGCCCCCAAACUCGCAUUUAGUACCUUGCUCAAGUCCGAGUUCACUGCUUGCUGGUAGUCCAUACGUUCAAGCCUGUCCGUCUCCUCUUCCACCUCCUCAUACGUCUUACCAUCCACAUAUGACUCCCUCUCAUAAUCAACGGUAGUUAAAGACAGAUUAUGCUGUAGCUCAGUGAUCUCGUAAAAUAACUUUUAAUAAUCUCUUCGAAAAAAUGAAUUAAAUAGUCAAAUGGUUCUGUAAAAAUUGCUUAAAAAUUAUAAAAAAAGGUACACACAUUUUUUCAGUAUUUUAUAAAGAAAUAAACUUUAUGAAUUGCU